AUGAUUUGCUCCGAUUUUGGUUUUUUGGACGAUGCUGCACCGUCAGAACCAGAUGCCGAUGAGUUACUACCUGAUUAUGUCGAUUUAUCCAUCGUACCCAAGGAUGCUAUUUUAAACCGUCAAGAUGUGGUCGCAUUUGAUGGACCUUCAACAGUGAAAAUUACACGUAAAGAAAGAGGUAUUAAUUCAUACGAUCCAUGUUUCGACAACGAUGCAAACGAAUUGUGGCGAUAUCUUAUGACAUAG
Didymodactylos carnosus is the source of this 246-nucleotide messenger RNA. The record is from the annotation of a GenBank genome assembly. Lineage: Eukaryota; Metazoa; Rotifera; Eurotatoria; Philodinida; Philodinidae.